Seminavis robusta is the source of this 1268-nucleotide messenger RNA. Lineage: Eukaryota; Bacillariophyta; Bacillariophyceae; Naviculales; Naviculaceae. The record is from the annotation of a GenBank genome assembly.
AUCCUCUCAAAAUUCGCGCAUUAAAAAAGACGAGUACGGUUUCUACUUGCGCUGUAGACCUAAAUAACCACCUCUAGUAGCUAGAGAAGUGAAGACUUGACCAUGGCAACCAUGAACCUACCCGAUCCGGUACGAAACAGUGAUUCCUCUGACAACGAAGGACUGAACAAUGUGACCCCUAGGGGCGACCCUCGCAUGAACCGAGCUGUGCAACUCAGACUAGAGGACCCUGAUCUUUCUUUGGAAAUGUGCCUGCGCCUCGGUGGGUUUGCUUACCCUCCAAAGGCCCCGGGUCAUGCUGUGGACAACGAAAUGGUGAGCUUUCGACAGAGAAAGAACCAGCUGAACAGGCGUGUGCGACGUGCAAAGAACGAGGCUGACAAUAAGCAGUUCCUCCGACAAGCUCGGAAAGUCUCUCGCACAACACAAUUGUACCUGGUAGACGCUGGCGUUGCUGCCAACAGGUCCAAGGGUGAAACCUACGGUCAGUUGGCAAUUCCAGCUGCAGCGCCCCAAGACGCUCCCAGAAGCAAGCCCAUUGGUGGUGGACCGUCUCUGGGGCCCACGUCCAGUGCUGCAUCCUCCAACACCUUCCAACCGGCAAGUUCCGCUGCUGAUGGGAACACCCAAGCCGAUGAAUUCUCUAGCUUCAUUGAUUCAAUCUUGGAUCAAUCUUUGCCUGAGGACCCUCUAGUUGCUCCUGGAGCGGGUCGGCAGAACUACCGAGUUUCGAAGAAGACGAGCUCGAACGGAACACAAAGCUCUGCACCUCGAAGCUUCGUUGGCAGCAAUCUAGUCAACACGUUUCCUGCUGUUGACGCCAGUCAAGGUCGGUUGCCUGGACCAGUGUCCAACGCAGGCGGUUGGCCUUCAGUGACGAAUCCAGAACAUGUUGGCAGUUCAACUCAGCCACAGCUAGAUGACCCGAGAUUCGCCGUCGCCCUGGGCUUGUUUGGAGACGACCUCCACGUUUUCAAGUAUCAAAAGGCAAUGUUGCUCGCUGGAUACUCUGUCGACGAGACAAAGGUAUCCUCGGAAGCCUUUCAAAAGUUUGCGUCUUGUGCUUGGGCAAAGGAAUGCCGCAGACUCGUGGGGCUUUUCGGGAAGUGAUGCAAUAGAUAAGGAUCAUGAUUUGCAUCCCUUCUGCACUGUACCGGUACACAAUUGCACCUCUUUCUUCGACUUCGACGUACGUCAAUAACAGCAAUCCCAUCCUUGCGUCUACUUUUAAGAUCUAUAUCAAUAAAUAAGUCUGAAGUACCAACGUG